UGAUUGAUAACCCGCGGCUGUGGUGGACUUUCUAACAGGUACAGGAAAGAGACUUUAUUUCUUCUUAAUUAAUGCAUUAUCCUUCUACCAGUGAACAAGAUAUAGCGGUCAUAUAUCUUGCUUUCCAUGAGCUUGACCUUCCAUCCUUCUAACUAAAACACAAGAGCAGCUUAACUUUUUUUACCAUUAAUCUCUGAUUCAUGGCCACUAAGCUUGUUCAACAACCAAUCCCAGCUUCCCAUGUCAUUCCUCCAAAACCAAGAGCCACAAAAAUCAUUAAAACUCUCAGAUUAUUCUCAGCCACACAUUCAAGGACCAAGAGCCCCAUAUUUGGCGAGUGCAUAUCUAGUUUUAGACCCAUUUAUUUCACCAAAGUUGCAGAACAAAGCCCUGGCAUGGUUGAGGAUGAAACACUUGCCCAGGCCAAAACAGAGCUUUACCAGGCAAUACAAGGAUUGAAUAGAGGGAUAUUUGGAAUCCCAUCUGCAAAGAAAUCUGAGAUUGAAGGUUUCGUGAAGCUGCUAGAAUCUCAGAAUCCAACUCCAGAUCCUACUCUGAAACUAGAGAAGGUGGGUGGAUGCUGGAAACUUGUUUACAGUACAAUUACAAUCUUGGGUUCAAAGAGAACGAAGCUAGGCUUGAGAGAUUUCAUUUCAUUGGGAGAUUUUUUCCAGAUCAUUGAUGUUACUAAGGGAAAAGCAGUGAAUGUGGUCAAGUUCAGUGCAAAGGGGCUAAAUCUGUUCAAUGGAAAGCUCACGAUUGAGGCCUCCUUCAAGAUUUCAUCAAAAGCAAGAGUUGACAUUAGUUACGAUCAGUCAUCAAUCACUCCUGUCCAGUUGAUGAAUGUGUUCCGGAAGAACUAUGAUAUUCUACUUGGCAUCUUCAAUCCACAAGGUUGGCUCGAGAUUACAUAUGUUGAUGAUGAACUGAGGAUAGGGAGGGAUGAUAAAGGCAAUAUCUUCAUAUUAGAGCGUACAGGAGAUAAUGAACCCUAAGCCUUGCUCUCCGGCACUGCCAUGAGUCCCCAGUUUUUAGAAGAUCAUUAUUGGAGGGUUUAGGCUUUUAGCUCAUUUUAACGUGACAACCAUCAUUGCAUUGCUUCAAAAAACUUUUGAUUGUAACUCAAAAAAUUGUAUUAAAAAGAAAAAAGAAAAAAGGUGAAGCUGCUUAUCUGCA
Messenger RNA from Quercus lobata, 1176 nucleotides. RefSeq names its product Plastid-lipid associated protein PAP / fibrillin family protein. The transcript has 7 exons. Bases 201 to 995 code for a protein of 264 amino acids. Lineage: Eukaryota; Viridiplantae; Streptophyta; Magnoliopsida; Fagales; Fagaceae. The record is from RefSeq and is a predicted model, not a curated record.